AUGGACAACCUUGUCCAAGAAAAUGGCAUCCAUGUGGCUGAAACAACAAACUCCCGAAUACUCGACUUCGAGAGAUUUCACAUUACCGAUCGUUACUGGCGUAAUAGCCCCUCCGUCAGAACACUCAUGGCAGAUGUCAAAGGUGUCACUAAUCGCCCCAUGAUAUGCUCGCGUGACUGGGAGAUACACUAUCCCCAGCUUGACAAGCUAUACGGUAAUGCGCAGCAUACGAUUCAUGCCGUUACAGAGGCUAUUGUCGCUUGGUGCGAAGCCAUUAUAGGCCUCGUAACAGACGAAUCAAACUGGAAAUGGAAGAAUGAAUUGAUUCGCAACGUGGAUAGGAGAAACGGAAGAAUCCGACUCAAGAUCAAGAUACACCAAGCAGAGUCGCCUUCUGUCGUAUGGUCAGAUAAAGUCCUAGGUUUCGUCCUUUUUAUCCCGGAAGCCAAUGUAAUGGACUUGUCUGGCCUGAAUCUUGAAUUCAAGAAGCAACUACUCUCUGCCUUUGACAGCGACGAACUCUACCACAUUCCUCAAGCGCAAUACGUCAAGAUCCCAAGCGAGCUUCUCCUCAGACAUCCGUACUAUCUCAGCAUUCAGGCUAGUCGGGCUUGCAUCAUCGUCAAAAGCAGUCACUCUCCUAGUCUAUUUCUCGCCGAAUACCUCCGCAAGAACUGCCGUCGUUCUGGCAAGCAGAUAUCCGCAAUGGAACACAUAUUUGAGACAAAGGGACCCCCCGUCAUCGACAUCACGCUUGACCAAAGCCCAUUCACCCCUAAAGAGAGCGCCAUCUACGACACCCUCACCCUCAAACCCGCGUUUUUAUCUGGUGGCCGUGUCAACCCCAUCUCUCCCUUGAUCUUGGUCCGUCUAGUCGAGAAUGAGCUGGGAUAUGAAAUCGACAGCAGUGACCAAAACAGCUGGUACUUUAUCAGGAGAGAACCUCUGGAAGAACCUCUGAGAGAACCUCUGAGAGUAGUCUACCAGUAA
Trichoderma breve is the source of this 990-nucleotide messenger RNA. RefSeq lists its product as uncharacterized. The transcript has 4 exons. The record is from RefSeq and is a predicted model, not a curated record. Bases 1 to 990 code for a protein of 329 amino acids. NCBI's taxonomy places the organism in Eukaryota, Fungi, Ascomycota, Sordariomycetes, Hypocreales, Hypocreaceae.